Vitis riparia (riverbank grape) is the source of this 2737-nucleotide messenger RNA. RefSeq lists its product as uncharacterized. The transcript has a single exon. Lineage: Eukaryota; Viridiplantae; Streptophyta; Magnoliopsida; Vitales; Vitaceae. The record is from RefSeq and is a predicted model, not a curated record. The coding region runs from base 658 to 2223 and encodes 521 amino acids.
CUACAUGGUACUCAUGGAGUAGAAGCCAGUACACAGAUCACACACAUUGGGAUCCUUACAACCCCACAAAUCCUGACCGUCCAAUGUAACAGCGAAAUAUUCUCACUUGACUACACGUGCUUUCUAUCCUUUUCCUUCCCUUAUUAAUCUUUGCUUCCAUGCAUGGAAUUCUCCUCCAACUACAACACAGCCAGGCCAAGAGAGAGAGAAAGUGGAGAUAGGUAGCCCGAUUGAUUCUGACUCUCCUUCAGCUUGGGGGUGUGACCCAUUUCUGCAAAUCUUGAUUUUGCCUUGCAAACCCCUUUUGAUUUUGGGAAGGUUUGGUUUGAGAGCGUGUAGAUAUGGGGAAUUCUGAAGGGCUCUUUUUGGUGGGUUGGAUCUUGUACUUUACAAAACUGUCACAUCCCAAUAGUUGAUUCUCGUCUGGGAGUUGUGCAAAGAGGGAAACUUUAUGAUCUGUUUUGAGUCCUGCUUGCCAGAUUUGAGGUUUUGGAUCCGGGUCUGUUUCUGGGUUCCUCUGUUUCUUCGCCAUUUGGGUCUUGUAGGUCAAGAAAUGUAGCAUUGUUUGGGAGGCUUGAGCUCGCAUUGGGUUCUCUGAUCUGGGUUCUUGUUUACUGGGUGAGUUUGGUUUUGAACUCUCGUUGAUUGAGUCCAUCUAUGGAGGAGGAAGAUCAGAAGACGAAGCAUGUGUGCAAGCUCUGCAACAAGAGGUACCCUUCUGGGAAGUCCUUGGGGGGUCACAUGAGGUCUCAUAUGAUUGGGAAUUCAGCUGAAGCUGCAGAGAGAAAGAAAAUUUCAUCUUUGAAUGGUGGGAGAAGCAGCAAGAAGGAGUCAGGGUUUGAAGGUGGUGGGCAUUCUGCAUACGGUCUCAGAGAGAACCCUAAGAAAACAUGGAGGCUGGCUAAUUCAAGGAGUGGUUCACAGCAAGAGAAUGUUUGUAAAGAAUGUGGUAAAGUGUUUCAGUCUUUGAAAGCUCUUUGUGGUCACAUGGCUUGUCACUCUGAGAAGGAGAGACUUUCAAGCAAUUUGGAAGAUCAUUCUUGGACCAAUGCUAGCCAGAAACCAGUAAUGGAUAGGCGAAAGAGGUCGAAAAGGACGAAUUUUAACAGGACUCUUGCUGUUUACCCUUCUCCAUCUGUUUCUGACACUGAGCAAGAGCAGCAAGAGUUGGCUAUUUGUUUGAUGAUGCUGUCUAGGGAUUCUGGGCAUUGGGGUGGUUUGAAUUCGCUUGUGUAUUCUUCAGACAACAAUUCUGUGGUCUUAGAGGCCAAAUCAUCCUCUAUUGAUAUGAGAAUUAGUAGGGGAGAAGAUAUGAAUUGUGUUUCUGAUGGUGAUGAGAUUGUGGAGAAGAAGAAAUUAGGGGAUGGGAAGUCAAAAUCUGCUGUUUUGGACUCUGAGGCUGGUCCGUUUGAGAAUUCUGAUUCUGGGUAUUUUAUGAAUGGAGCCCAGAGGGUUGAAUCAGAUGUUUCUGUGGAUGGGAUUUUCAGGAAUGUUGAAUCUCUGGAGCUUAAACUGGAAGAUGGAUCUGGGUUUGAUGUGUUUGGUGCUGAAUCUGGGAAGGGUUUAAAGAGACUCAAAUGUAUGAAAGCUGGAUUGGGGAAGGAUUUGAAGAGACCCAAAUGUGUGAAAACUGAAUUGGGAAAGGGUCUGCUCAAACAAGAAGGAUAUGAUCGAGUGAAUAGAGCUUCAGUGGAGUACGAUUUGAGUAAGAGAAAGAAUGAUUCUUACUCAGAAGAGAAUGUUCGGAAGAGAAGCAAGUAUCAAUGUCUGACUUGUAACAAGACCUUUCACUCUCACCAGGCUCUUGGGGGUCACAGAGCCAACCAUAAAAGGGUGGAAGGAUGCAAUUCAUCGAACUAUGAGAGCAUUGAGAACAGCAUAGAGACUGAUACUUGCCCUGGCCCUACACCCCAUAAGAAGCUAGCUCGAUUUGGCAGUGGAAAAACCCCAAUUGCUCAGGAUUUGUCUGGCAAAGCUGAGAAAAAGAUCGGGUCAAGGAAAAGCAAUGGGCACAUGUGCCCAAUCUGCUUCAAAAUUUUCCGAUCAGGACAAGCUUUAGGUGGUCAUAAGAAGUCCCAUUUUGUAGGAGUUUGUGAAGACGAAAACAGUAGGACUUUAGUAAUCAAGCAAGAGCCUCUUGAGAUUCCUGGUCUCAUUGAUCUUAAUCUUCCUGCUCCUAUUGAGGAAGAAGCUAAUGAGCAUGUUGGGUUCAUGAUAUCAUAGGUUGCUUGCAGACAGCAGCUAGCAGCUAUCAUGAGUUGCUGGUGGGUCUGAUUUGUGACUGAAUUUUUUGGUGGAUAUGGUUCCAUGGAGAUGCAAGAGUGUACAGUCAAGUUCCUUGAUGUUUUUUUAUUUCUAUUUUCUCCCCAGAUCCAAGAAUGUCUUCCAGAGGUAACUUCUCCAUCUGCUGAUCCUACUGCAAGAAGCAGUUUUGCUUGCCCUUGGAAAUUAUUCUUUGUUUCCAUCUUUUGUUCAGGAAUUUCAAGUUCUUUUGACGUGUUCCACCCUGAAACUUGAUGUGAUAACUGAGCUUUUAUGUUUCGUCUCAAAUACAACAUUUUUAAGGAAUUGAGCAGCCUUGUGAAGACACUGAAUUAGGGCAUCUAUAUUGUGCAGGCUCUGUUUAUAUUGCAGUUUCAAGGAACAAGGGCUUCUAGUUUCACUUUUAGUCCCUUUUUUCAAUUCAAUCUUUUAUGUGUUUCUAAGUUUGUGUGUGACUAUUGAAGUGUUUUUCUCA